UGGCACCCUGGAUGAAAACAAAAAAAAUGUCAUAUGCUACACAAGCACCGUCUAGCUUUCACAAAAGAGCUAAAAUAAAGAUAGGGCAGAUUCUGGGAACUAGACCCUCGUUAUAUAAUAAUCAGUUACUAAUAUCAAGUGGGAUACCAUCACUUGAUAAUGUCAUUGGUGGUGGAUUGGCAGUUGGAACAGUUCUUUUAAUAGAGGAAGAUAAAUAUGGGAGUUAUGCAAGAAUAAUGCUCAAGUACUUUGUUGCUGAAGGUGUGAUGACAGAUCAGUCCAUAUUUUUAUCAAGUGCUAAUGAAGUACCCCAGCACUUAGUGAAAGAAUUACCGGCACCUUUGGAUGAUACAGGUCACACAACAGUAAACAGUUCACAGUCCCCAUCCACUCAGCAGUCACCACAGAAAGAUGCUUCAGCUGCUGAAACCACUAGUGAUGAAAAACUAAAGAUAGCCUGGCGAUAUCAAAGCAAACCCAAGGUUCAGAGUGCCCCUACCUCUAACAUCAGAUUUGGUCAUUACUAUGAUCUUACUAAAUCAAUGAAUGAUGAAAAGAUCAAGGCUGCAGAUAUUUCCUUUGAACAUUAUUUAUUGGAUGUUAAUCCAUUGUCAAUACCUUCCAUUCCUUGUAUGAAUCUCAAAUACCAUCAACUACUACAACACAUCAAGUCCAGGAUUGAAAGAGGCAUGUUCAGCACUACUCAACAAGUUGAAAAGCGCAGAAUUCUACGAAUAGGUAUUCAUUCCCUUGGAUCCCCACUGUGGGGUGAGUCUGGUGGCAAAAGGUCUGACAAGGACGGGUUUGAUCCUUCUCUGUCCUUGUUCUUGAUUGGCUUGAGAGGCAUCUUGAGGUCAGCUUUUGCUGUAGCUAUGAUAACUCUUCCUACUACUCUUUUCCAUGAUAAAGCUUUUAUUAAGAGAGUAGAGAGAAUGUGUGAUACAGUCAUAAAACUGGAAAGCUUUGCUGGGUCACCGAAUGAAAAAAAUCCUUUAUUCAAAGAAUAUCAUGGCUUCCUUCAUGUGGUACAAUUACCUCAUCUGAACUCACUAAUUCCUGCUCAACCAACCACAACAGAUCUUGCUUUUAAAUUAAGGAGGAAGAAGUUUACAAUUGAGAAGUUUCAUUUACCCCCGGAGCUGGCAGAUAAUGUUUCAGAAGACAAGACAAACAGUGGAAGCAAGUCAGGGUGUGGGGCAUCUGAGAACUCUAAACUGUCAUUUUGAUCUGUAACUCAGAUCUUAAUGUUUAGGUAUGGGUGUGGACAGAUAUUUGAGUGCUGUAAACUGUCAUUUUGAUCUGUAACUCAGAUCUUAAUGUUUAGGUAUGGGUGUGGACAGAUAUUUCAGUACUCUAAACUGUCAUUUUGAUUUGUAACUCAGAUCUUUAUGUUUAGGUAUGGGUGUGGACAGAUAUUUGAGUGCCCUAAACUGUCAUUUUGAUCUGUAACUUAGAUCUUAAUGUUUAGGUAUGGGUGUCAUUUAAAUAGUGUGAAUGGUAAUAAAAUAUAUGAAUAUGCUGAAGGGCAUUUUACAUAUCUGUUUAAGUGAUUUGUAACAAUUAAAAUUGGUGUAUUUUUUAUUCUUAAACAAAAUGUAAAAAAAUUUGGCAAACUGACAGCUAAUUUUUUAUGUUGGCAUUUUAAUGUCUGUAUGUAAUGCAAAAUACAGACAAAACUGGUGCAAUAAAAAACAAAACAGAA
Molecule: messenger RNA, 1702 nt
Organism: Physella acuta
Lineage: Eukaryota; Metazoa; Mollusca; Gastropoda; Physidae
Product: elongator complex protein 4
Biological process (GO): tRNA wobble uridine modification
Cellular component (GO): elongator holoenzyme complex; transcription elongation factor complex; cytoplasm
Source: RefSeq, a predicted model, not a curated record